Penicillium subrubescens is the source of this 2823-nucleotide messenger RNA. RefSeq lists its product as uncharacterized. The record is from RefSeq and is a predicted model, not a curated record. Lineage: Eukaryota; Fungi; Ascomycota; Eurotiomycetes; Eurotiales; Aspergillaceae. Gene Ontology annotation, biological process: positive regulation of transcription by RNA polymerase II. The coding region runs from base 324 to 2378 and encodes 684 amino acids. Gene Ontology annotation, molecular function: DNA-binding transcription factor activity, RNA polymerase II-specific. The transcript is spliced from 5 exons.
GGCCUCUACUUAAACACGCCACUCGCCCACUCUUUGUCCCUCCCCCAACAGCCCAACCCCAAAGGACCAUCUGUCCUCUACCUUCGCUGAGUCAUUCCUUCCUCUGUCUCGAUUCAUCUGGAGGCAGAUUGACGGUGCCCGACCGUGAUGACAGCGUGGCCUUGAUUCCAGGCAACCAGAGAAGCACAUCCUACUUUGAACAAUCAAGUCCCCGCUCUCUACACACCAUCAUCACUUGACGGCACCGGCCAUCUACUCUCCUCGAUAUACAACUCGAUAAUAUCCUACCAUCCAACCACCACAUACACAAUACACACAUAUCCAUGAUGGCAGAGACAACGUCACUCCGUGACUUGGAGUCUCUCUCCGCAUCCCCGGAACCCGAGAUGCCUUUGACUAUCUCUCCUUCAGAUACGUCAUUGGAUUCUCCGGAACCGGUGGACGACGACAUGAAGGAAGACGAGAAGAAGCCCACGAAGAAGAGAAAGUCCUGGGGUCAGGAACUACCAGUGCCCAAGACCAACCUUCCUCCAAGGAAACGAGCCAAGACCGAAGAUGAAAAGGAGCAGCGUCGCAUCGAGCGUGUUCUUCGAAACCGCGCGGCCGCUCAAACAUCCCGUGAGCGCAAGCGCCUUGAAAUGGAGAAGCUGGAAACCGAGAAGAUCCGCAUGGAGCAACAAAAUCAAUUCCUCCUACAGCGCCUUCAGCAGAUGGAAGCCGAGAACACCCGCCUGUCUCAACAGGUCGCUCAGCUCUCUGCGGAGGUGCGCGGCUCUCGUAGCAGCACUCCCGUCAAGGCCGGCUCUCCGGUCCCCAACUCCUCCGCCACCACUACCUCCCCUACUCUCACUCCUACUCUCUUCAAACAAGAAGGCGAAGAACUCCAAAUGGAGCGAAUCCCUUUCCCCACCCCAUCCACCAUCACCCUCGACUACUCACCCACCCUCAAGCCCUCCACUCUGGCUGAGGCCACCACCGACGUGACACAACAUCCUGCCGCGAUGUUGUGCUCCCCAGACCUGCAGUGUCCGUCGGCGGCCUCGAAGGAGCAGGCGCUCUCCCUCUCUUCGACCUCGAACUUCCAGUUCACUCUAGCAACGACGUUGCAGCUCCUCUUUCUGACGAUGACUUCCGUCGCCUCUUCCACAGUGACAUUCCCACUGCUCCGCAUUCUUCAUUCCCUGAAGACGGGUUCGCCUUUGGCACUCUCGACGGCGGAGAUCUAUCAGCAUUUCCCUUUGAUUCAUUGGUUGAUUUCGACCCCGAGUCUGUCACCCUCGACGGUGACCGGCCCGUCCUUUCGGAUGAGACUUCUCACUCGACUGCUAGCAUGCAGCCCAGCCUUGGCGCGUCCACUUCGCGAUGCGACGGGCAGAGCAUUGCAGCUAGCGGUUAGGGAGCAGAUCUUCAGCCCGCAGGGGACGGUGUCGGCCACGUCGGAGGGUCGAUCGACUUGGAUGUCCUUGUUGACUAUGGCCUGGGCAAUCGAUAUCGCGACGACGCGGGCGAGCUAUGGGAGUAGCUUCAUCAUCAUCAUUAUCUAUGUCGACUGUGAAAGGGGCCGGGAUUGGCAAGAUACAAUCUCGGGUCUCUUCUUCUGGCCGACGACGCAGUUACGGAAAGAUGGGUCCAUCUCAUCAACAUCAACAUCAACGGAGUACACGGAGUUCCUGGAGUUCGUCAUCAACGGGUACGGGCGAGACUAUGUCGUCGGUGCUUUUGGUCUAUCCACCAUGGUCCGCAGAGAUCCCAUCUUCGAAGCUCGCACAAAUGUCAAGCUCCACUCAAACCGCCUCAAAAAAGAAGCCUCCCGCGCCGAAGCAACAUUCAAAUCCGAAAAAGCAAAAGCCGACCGCGCAAUGAAAGCCCGCGAAUUCCAAAUCGCCCGCAUCCACGCCUCCUCCGCCGUCCGCGAAAAAAGGCGCCAAGUCACUCUAAGAGCCGAAGCCGCCCGCGCAGACGUAAUCAUCAACGAACUCAAAGCCGCUCAAAGCACGCGCGAUACAUCGCGGACUCUCGCGCUUGCAUCGCGAGGCCUGGACGCUGCGAGCAAGAGUGUGAAUCUUGAGAGUCUUGUGGCGCAUGCGAAUAACUUUUUGGCCAGGAGUGAGGACUUUAAGAUUGCGGGCGCCGCUAUUGAGGAUGUUGCGGCUGGCAUUAGUAUGGCGGAGUAUGGGGCGGAGGGGGAGGGGGAGGUUGAUGCUUUGAUGGGCCAGUUGGCGGAUGAUGCGGGGGUUGAGUGGAGGAUGGCGCUUGAAGAUGAGGCGGGGAAGGUUCCUGAGGGGAGGGUUCAAGAGCCAAAAGUGUCAGAGGGAGUUCCUGGGGAGGUAGAGGAUGGGCUUGGGGCGAGGUUGAGGGCGCUGAGGGCUGCUAAUUAGGUGGGGGGGAUGAGAUGAGGGUUUUUGAUUCUUGUCUCUGUCUUUUGCAUGCUUUGCUUGGAAACUAGCCCGUUCUGUUCUGUUUAUACUGGGUGAUACCCAAGAAGGAUGAUCCCCUCCAUCCCUUGUCUUGUCCUGUCUCGCCUUGAGUCAUAGUCCACCCAGUCCGGACUAAGGCUAUAUCACGACGUUACGGUUUCUGCGUUUAGGAGUGGGUUUGGCCCCUGUUAUUCUACUUUUGUCUUGGUUCUUUGCUUGAGCUCAUUCGAUUAUUUUCAUUUGCCUUGGGCUUGUGCUUGUCUUGCGUUGAUUGUGUAUGUUUGAGGCGUUUGUAAAUGGAGGGUUACGUCUAUUUGACGAGGGUUUUCUCAUAUCAUGCUCUACAAAUCUAGAUACUGAAAUUAUUGAGAAUACCUGGGUAGACGUACUUCACACUAGCAUAGAC